CGAGCAUGCGCACUCCGAAGUGCUGGUUGCCGUGACAACAAGGAAAGUUACGGGACGGUGCGACCCGGAGGCGGGGAGGCCGGUCAGAAGAAUGGAAGGAACUGUAAUGUGAUGCUAGACUUUGUUGAAGCCACGCCACGGUGUUUCCUUAUUGAGCAUGUUAAAAAAUAAGGAUCACUCAUCUAAAAAAGGUAACUUAGCAGUCACUGCAGUUGCCUUACAGGACCACAUUUUACAUGAUCUUCAACUUGGACAUCUAUCGGUAGCAGACCCUUGUAAGACAAAUGUGCAAAAGAAUGAGAACAAGACAAAAUCUCUCAAAAGAGACACAACGGCCAUAAUAGAUACUGGGCUUAGAAAAUCUACAGAGGGCCCCAAAGUGGAAGAUCCAGAAAGGGAGUAUGUUCUAGAUCCCGCACCGCCAGCACUAACUUUAGCCCAGAAACUAGGCCUCUUGCCACCUCCCCCAUUGCCACUGUCGUCAGAUGAAUGGGAGAGAGUGAAGCAGAGAUCCCUCCUACAGGGGGACUCCAUGCAACCAUGCCCGAUAUGUAAAGAAGAAUUUGAGCUCCAUCCUCAGGUGCUGCUUUCCUGCUCACACGUAUUCCACAAGGCAUGCCUUCAGGCUUUUGAAAAGUUCACAAAUAAAAAAACCUGUCCCCUCUGUAGAAAGAACCAAUAUCAAACCAGAGUGAUACAUGAUGGGGCCCGCCUGUUCAGAGUAAAGUGUGCCACCAGAGUCCAAGCCUACUGGAGAGGGUAUAUCGUUAGGAAGUGGUACAGAAACCUAAGGAAAAUAGUCCCUCCUACGGAUGCCAAGUUAAGAAGAAAGUUCUUUGAAGAAAAGUUCACAGAAAUCAGCCACCGACUCUUGUGCUCAUACAACACCAACAUAGAUGAACUCUUCUCAGAAAUCGACCUCUGCUUGGCUGUAAAUCGCAGCAUUCUUCAGCAGCUAGACGAAAGAUGUGGCCAUGAGAUCACUGAGGAGGACUGGGAGAAAAUCCAAGUGCAGGCUGCUCACCGGGAGAUCUACGAGUGUUCCAUCUGCCUGACCCCACUCUCCUUCCAUGGUGACUGCCGGCAAGCAGCUGUAGGAACCAGCGGCCAGCGGCCCCGUGAAACAGUCCUCCUGUCCUGUGCACACCUGUUCCACCAUGCCUGCCUCCUGGCCUUGGAAGAGUUUUCCUUGGGAGACAAUGCUCCUUUCCAUGCCUGUCCUCUCUGCCGCUCCUGCUACCAAAAGAAAAUUCUUAAAUGCUGAAUUCAUGUUCAGGAAGUUAAGACUAAAAAGGAGUAAAAAGCCUACCUUGUUUCUGGAUGAGCUGCGUGAGUUUUGGGUUGAGUACUACACUGCUGUCUGUUCUUUGUGAUUACGCAAAGGAGAUAUAAGGGCCCAUCUAACUAUCACCCUUAUUACAUAAAAAGCAGUUUGUGUAUUGUGAGUUUAGUUACUUGAAAUAAAUGAGGAAUAAU
Molecule: messenger RNA, 1476 nt
Organism: Microtus ochrogaster (prairie vole)
Lineage: Eukaryota; Metazoa; Chordata; Mammalia; Rodentia; Cricetidae
Source: RefSeq, a predicted model, not a curated record